UCACAUUUUGCAAAUAACACGUGUUUAUUCCAGACCUCCUUCCAAUAAUAAUUAAAAAUAGUAAACUUUAAAUAUUUCUUCAAAAUUUUACAUUUCUAGUUUGACUUCCGCCAAUGUCAAAAUAACCAUGUCUGCAGCUCUUGUCCGAAAAGCUCUCGAAGUUUCUGAAGAUACGCCCAGACCGGUAGAUAAUUCAGGAAAGAGAAAAUUAAAAUCCAUCGAGAAGAAGAAAAAGAGCAGAUUAUCCUCAGCGGAAGUGUUGAAGAAGAACUUGAAGAUUUUGAAAGCACUUGAAUUCUCUUCACGAGCUAAGAAAUACGGAAAAAUCUCGGUAACGCCCACUAUCCCACUAGCACCAAUUCCGGCAGCGAUAACUAGUGACGAGGACGAUAAGAAAUCUAAAAGGAAAAACAAAAAAGGAAAGAAAAAUAAACCCGACACCUCCUCAGGGUCCGCAUUUACUGAAGAAGAUUUUCUAAAAUUCGAGAAGGAGUAUUUCGUCACGGAUUAAUUUGCUUAAGAAAUAUUAUAAUGCUAAGUUUAUUUAUGAAUGGGGACGUGGCGCUAGGAAUAUGUAUAUUUUUUGUGAGUGCACUCGCCUUUAUUUUAUUUGGGGCUCCCUUCCUCCCAUUUCUUCGACACUGGGCGAUAGGAUCUAUAUUUGUAUUGGCCAUCUUAGGAAAUAUUUUUGUACUCGUGGUUAUCAUUGUGACGCUUUGUAUUCGCUUUUUUGGGACACAAGCUUCAAAAUGUGUUGAAGAAUCUAAACAGAGGAAAGGGAAACCCAUGCCGGAAGCUGAUAAAUUUUCCAAACUGGAUGGUAAGGCUAAUCAAGUUUAUCGUGUUAAUAAUGUCAACUCGGAACGGAAUAAGGAUGUCGUAAAACGGCGGUCACGAAGAUCUACGGUUAAUUAGAGAAUACGUAAUAUAAGCCUUACGAUUUAUAACGUUCUUUUAGAAAUACAUAAACAACAGUCUCAACCCUCUAUUUCAUUGUUAUCGCGUGGUUCUUUUAGUCUAAAUAUUCUAAAUUACGUGACAUCAUCAUGAAGUAUGCAUAGUCGAGUUGAUUUGGUCACAUGAUCUCAUUCAAUUGCGGUGGGUGAAAAUUCUCUGAAAAUUCUCUGAAAGUUUAUAUAUAUUGUCGGUGUCGGCACAAUCUCGCUAUACACUUGGCCAUAUUCAUAUGCAAUCUCUCCCGAGUCGCUGUUUUCAGCACUUUUCGGUUAACUUGUUUCGGAAUGAUCUGGACGAUGAUGAUGCCAUAAACCUAAACCAGCAGCAGCAGUUCAUGAUCUUACGCGAUUAUUUUUAGCAAUGCAGUUUUCUACUCGUCUUGACACUUCCGUAUACACUUCAUUUGUUUGAAACCGUUCGUCCCGAGAACAUUGUGCAUUUUUUCGCAUCCGCUUAGCACCAAAAUGAACCGUUUAUUUCGAUUUUUCCAACCGAUUGGAUGUGCACUUUUAACAUUGGCUUUAUUGGAUACGAUCUGCAACUCAUUUUGGCUUUUGUUGCAAUACACGAGUUUGGAACACAAGUACUUUCGGGGUGAAACUGCUACUCAGGAUUUCUGGAAAAACAUUUUAUGGAACUUUCUCAUAGUUUUGAGAUUUCUGCUCAGCAUUGUUUUAUGGAGUGCAAUACUUCUGGGUAAAAAUGCAGUUCUUGUAUUUUGGAUUGGUCUCUCAUUUCUCACGGAUUGUGGAACCGUGGCGUUUGUCUUAACGGAGAAACUGGUGUUACGGGGCUCCACUCCUCCCGAUUAUACGGAUACGACCAGCACCGGGGGUAUUAAUAUUUGGGGGAUUAUUACACUCGAAGAUCCCUGGCCUAUUUUUAUCAGCCUCGGAAUUUUCGUUCUUCUUCGACUUUACUUGCUCCUCGUGGGGGUCCAAGGCUGCCUCUGUCUCCACAGGAAAUACGACGUCAGCAGGAACCGAAGCCUUGCUGAAGACAUAAGUGACAUUGAGGUCUGUCUGGAACCAAUCGGAUACGGAUUUCAAGAAGUUUGGGCAUUUCUUAAAGAUUUCCCUGGAAUGGGAGCAGUCAUCUUGUUGACCACAGAAAUGAUUUGGAACACUGAGCAUUUAGGACUUCGCGAGCUAUUCGUUUUCAUGUUGGAGAAAGCAGGGAAAGCUUUAUUGCUAGUUGAAACCGAAAAGGACGUCCUGGAUUACGUAUUUUUGGAGGACAAUGUGCUACGCGGAAUUCGUAUUUUUCUCGCAUUUGUGGGAAUCUAUUUUAUUAACAAGGAACACCUUAAUUUUGUCCGUCUCUGGAUCCUCGUCUACUUCAUCUCGCUAAUCAGCUCGAAUGUGAUCUUUGCCAUCACCGUUACAAUCAAGGACAUCAGUUGGAUCGUGUUUCACGCAAUUUCUCACAUUUUUGACAACUUGUUGCGACUUUUUGUCCUCUAUUACAGCUUCAAAUUCGCCAUUGUUCAUAGACAAACUUUUCGUAAAUAGUUCGAACACACACACUUCCUAAAUUUGUAUAAAUAUCGUUGAGGCGGACUUUGUAGAUUGUUUUGAAAUUUGUCAAACACCUACUUUUCCCAGGGAUUGUCUCCACCCAAACCUAGACCAGUCCUAAGCUAAAGCCUCUGUUGCACAUUCUAUGAAUCCACAAAGUCAUACUUAAAUAAUUCAAAAAAUUAUACGUAUGUAAAUCAUUCAUGAAUUUCUUACUUUUAAUAAAUUAUAUAUCCACAUAAA
Molecule: messenger RNA, 2717 nt
Organism: Folsomia candida
Lineage: Eukaryota; Metazoa; Arthropoda; Collembola; Entomobryomorpha; Isotomidae
Exons: 8
Coding region: 1422-2468 (348 amino acids)
Source: RefSeq, a predicted model, not a curated record